AUGGCAGCAGCAUUGUUACCAUUUAUGCCCUUCGCAACUCAGUUAGUUGAAGCUAUCAUGGGUAGCUUUUCUCGGAAACCACAAUCUGAAGUCCCAUCCGAAACUGCCAGAUUACGUGAAGAAUUAGCUAAAUAUCGUGAGCAACAUGCUGAACUCAUCCAACGUUUUGAUACUCUCAGUGAGCAGUUAAAACGUGAAAAGAUCAACUCAUUUGAGGAUCUGGAACAACAAGACAAAGUAGCAAAGAAAGUUCUUGUAAACUUAGCACAAGCAACUAAACCAGCUCAAAUGGAAGGCAUCAAUAUUGGCUUUUUUGGCUUGACAUCAACUGGCAAGUCAACUAUGCUUAAUGCUCUUCUUGAUCAAAAAGUUGCUGAUACUGGUGUUGGUGAAACGACAACAAAAAUUACACCAUACAAUGGAACUAAAUAUACACUAUGGGAUGUUCCUGGUCGAAAUGAUGAAGUAUCCUAUUUUAGUAUGGAAUAUAUAUCGUUCUUUAAAGGUCUUUCACGACGUCUCAUUCUCAUUCAAGCAUCUGUGAAAGACAUUUCAAGUAUGAUGAAACUCUUAGAUGAAAUAGGAUUACGUUAUGAUAUUGUUUUCAACAAAUUUGAUAAAGUUGAACCAGACGAACAAGAAUCAAUUAAAAAACAAAUUAACAAAGAAAUAAAAGAUAUUGGUCUUAAAGGAGUAGAACAUAUAUAUUUUGUUAGUGCUAAAAAUCCAAAGAUGUUUGAUGACUGGCUCACUAUGGUUAAUAGUUUAACAAGUUGA
Rotaria sp. Silwood1 is the source of this 777-nucleotide messenger RNA. Lineage: Eukaryota; Metazoa; Rotifera; Eurotatoria; Philodinida; Philodinidae. The record is from the annotation of a GenBank genome assembly.